Messenger RNA from Coregonus clupeaformis (lake whitefish), 2538 nucleotides. RefSeq lists its product as uncharacterized. Lineage: Eukaryota; Metazoa; Chordata; Actinopteri; Salmoniformes; Salmonidae. The transcript is spliced from 15 exons. Bases 169 to 2052 code for a protein of 627 amino acids. The record is from RefSeq and is a predicted model, not a curated record.
AGCUUCCUUCGACACACGUCCCUGUGUGAAAAGCUCUGAUGUGGAUCCAAGUUUUUCUGGGGCUCCUGGUUGUGGCCCUAGGCCUGCUCCUGCCCUACCCUGUCUGUGAGGCCACCUCCCUGGGUGCAGUGGUCAAUGUUGUCCCUCUAGAGAAGAGGUGGAGGAAAUAUGGUGAGAGCCCACUACACCGUGAUCUCGGCCCUUCCCUGUCCUACGUUCUCCGGAGUGUGUCAGACAGGGGAAGACUGUGUCGUGCAUACCACCCCGUUACCCUACACAGGACAGAAGCCCGCCUCAGGCUGGUGCGUCCGCCAAUGGCAGAGGACCGUUCCCAGCAACUACAAGGCCAACGUGAAUGUGGGGUCCAACGUGAAUGUGUUUCUGUCCUUGUGGGCUGGACCCUCCAACCAGUCUAACCCAUUGAGACUAAACCAGCCACCUUACUGCAGCCUGCCUCCUCCUCUCAGGGCUCGCGUGAACUGCCCACAUCACUUCCCACUGACGGUGAAGGACCUGGAUGGGGACACGGUGCGCUGUCGCUUUGCCCGGGCUGACCUUGGAGAAUGCCUUGACUGCCCCCAGCACAAUUUUCUGAAGAUGGAGGAGGAGUCGUGUACGCUGUUGUACAAUGGUAAAUCAUCCGCUGGCCAAUACUCUGUGCAGCUGAUGGUGGAGGACUUUUCCAAGUCAAACCCAAACCGCCAAACCCAAAGCACUCAGUUCCAUCCCACUGCACCUGUCCCUUACAGUGGAGGAGGCGUCCUCAAGCUGCAUUUCCGAGAUGGUCACCACAGGACUAACACCAACAGUGUGUCAGAGAUAGUGGUGGUUGGUCCCCCUGGCCUCUUCAGGACAGCGCUGGAAACCAAGGGUUCCCUGGCCACCAUGAAUCUCACAUGGAUCCGGGGCCCCAAUAACCUGCCUCCUCUUUUGCCACUUUGUUUCAUGGCCAACACCAACAGUUUGCAGUCUGAACCAAGAUGUGUGUGGCUUUACCAAAGACAGAUGGAGACCAUUCCCACUGGAACAGAGCUGACAUGUGGGAAGACUGAGAUGAAUCUGGUUCUCCCCAUUUCCACCCUGAAGAACCUGAUUGUGUCAGAGCUCCAGCUCAACCACCCUUCCUGUAGUGUCACCUCCAACUCCACCCAUGUGAUGGCCCGCAUCUCUCUGACUGGCUGCGGCACUAAGAGAGUGGUACGAGACUCUGCCCACUGUAUCAAAUGCAAAACUUACAUUGGCUCCUUCCCAGUAGUGGUGCCUGACACUCUGGUUCAGAGAUGGUGUACACCAACACCCUGCGGCGUGCGCAUCCACCGUCAUCAGUCGGCUGCCCACCUUGAUUAUGCCGCUCGCCUGCCGUUUCCCGGGGGUCGAGGCCAAGGGCCCGCGGUCGCCAUCAACAUGCCGUCGGAGCAGGAGACCUUCGGCAUCGUCAAGUUCUGCGUGUCCGCCGAGAGACGUCCGGUCCGCACCGCGAGCAGGCUGGACACACUGGACCUGCAUGUGUUCUCCAACACCUCUCUGGACAGGGCAGAGCUGAUGGUGGGCAAGUGCAUGGAGUCCGAGACAGAAGACAUGGCUGACAGCUUCUAUAUCCUGGAACAGGGUCAGUGCAGGUGUACGGCUGGAAAUGGAACCCUGGAGAUUCUGACCUCAACCUCCACUGCCAGGGUGUACCGAAUCGACCUGAGCACUAUCAACACUAAAGGAACCACGAUGUACGUGGAGUGUACAGUGUAUCUCUGUGUCACCACGAGGCCCUCUCAGAAGUGUCCUGAUCAGUGUGACAGGGACAGCAGCAACCAGGUAACGGUUGACAACAUGCUGACCAGGAGCUAUAGCGUCCGCUCCGGCCCCGUUAGACUCGUACCCACCACCGCUGCACUGGCAACCACCACUGUGUUCACAACUACCAUCCCCACCGCCACUAGUACCACAGCAGCACCAACUACCACAGCCUCAAAUGCUCCAGCUGAGGACUCAACCAUGGCAGUGGGCGUGGUCUUGGCUGUCGUUCAUGUCUUUCUUCAAGGCCUACUUCAUCACUGAAGAAACAAGGCUUAGAAUACCUAUGAUGUUAAAUUGUAGCUCUCAUGUGGAUUUCUGCAUACUAAUUGACAUCAUUUAAAGCACACAUCACAAGAAGCCAAUGGAAUUAGUGAUAUGACACACUGCUUACUUUGAAUGGGCCUUUUGAAUAUUUUUCAAGAUACUUAUUUUUGUACAGUAUACUCCCCAUGAUGGUUUCUACAUUUCCCCAGAGGACAUUAGUAUGAAAUUUGUGCAUGUAAAGCAUGAAACACUGAGAAUCUCACUGCUGAUAGGUACUUAUCACAGUGGGAGGCCGUUCCUUCUCUUGCUUGAACAAAAGCGGUACCUGCUGCGUGCCAACCUUGUAGCGACGAGCCUACCGGUUCUAGUCGUCAGUGGCCAACAACUUGAUUUUGAGCCAAUCUGAGGGGUCGUCACUAGUUACCACAGCCACAAAGUCAUAAACCACAAUUGAUCUUCUUAUAAUGUGAUUUUAAACCUAAC